AUGUCACUCGUCACAGCAGCCCAGAAAAUGUGCGCAACUCGAAAAUAUAUUGCCGCUGCUAAGAUUUUCACCGUCGUGAGCGCGUUGCUGGUGGUGCGAGAGUACGCACGAGCUGCUCAAAGCGAUCGACGGGUUCGAGUCGACUCUCAAACGUUCACAAACCAAGUCACGGAUAGUAGACGCUUCGAUCUGUCAACGUGGGCGAGAGAGCUGCUGCGCGACGUCGGUCCGAAAGCAAACUCUGAUGGUAUACGUGUGGGCUUGAGAUACAUGCAGGCUGAAGAUAAACCGUUUUGGAUGACCGUGCCUUAUAAAAUUCCACUUGCGGCCCACGAUAUAAAUGAGCACGUAUGGGACGCGGGUUCAUUUUAUGUAGACACUGAAGCCGAAUGCGCGCGCAAAAUCAUGUCGACAUUCUGCAACCCCGCCGUCCUCGUCUUGGACGUAGGUGCCAAUUCUGGUUAUUUCUCUCUGCUCGCCGCCGCCUCCGGCUGCAGAGCGUUCGCGUUUGAGCCUGUUAAAGACCACGUGUACUUCAUCGAACUAUCGGCCGCUUUAAAUGGAUUCCGUGAUAGGCUACAAGUGUUCAACAAGAUUGUUUCAAACACUAAAAAUGUUAUAUUCAAUGGCUGGAACGCUGCCUCGAGUGACAUGUCGUUUGUUGCAAACGCUGAAGAGCAUAACAAAGAAAAGGCCGGACUGGCGCAGUCGAGCAUGAAGCAGGCCUCUGCAGAUGAUGCCGUCGCCAUAGACGAAGUCGUGAAAGAAGACGUGCUAUACAUGAAGGUCGACGUUGAAGGCUUCGAACCGAGUGUGUUCGCAUCUGCACAGAAUUUGAUCAAGGAUUACACAGUGCGCUAUAUUCUCUUUGAGAUGACAUAUUACUUGUACAAGUGGACAGAUGCCGAUUACUUGAUGAUACUAGAGUCUCUUGACGGAUACGGAUACCGCUUGUACCACAUCGAAGCCAACCAUCCAAUAAAAAAUCCUCAGCAGACGCUUCCGAGAGGAGGAUCCCGUUUGAAAGCGUGGUUUGAUAAACUUAAGGCCACAUGUGAUACCCAUGCUACGCAUUUUUGUCAAGCAAAUAUAUUUGCCGUUCACGCACAAGCAACCUGGCCAGUCUGAGUCCAGAAGCCGGUCAAGAGCGCUUCCUUCAUGGCGCUCACGCGCGCUACCACAGACUCGUCGGCGACAGCGACCCAAAGCUGAUAGAGAUAGCGAGUGCUACAAACAUCGCGUAUCCCGAUUAACUACUUUGAAACCAACUCAUUUGAAGUGUUUUUGUCGUGCGUUCCUUAUGCGGCAGGACUUAGAGGUGCGAAUACUUGUGGAUCCAAAUGGGUAGAUAAGGUAAAACCAGAUGGUUCCCUUAAGUCUAGAUUGGUAGUACAAGGAUUCACCCAAGUUUGGUUGAAGGACUACCACGACACAUUUAGUGCUUUUGCUUCCAUGACCACGUUUAGAAUAUUCAUCAACGUUACGGCAUCUUAAGAUGGGACAUCUUCACGAAAGAUGUUUCCCAAGCU
Messenger RNA from Ostreococcus lucimarinus CCE9901, 1529 nucleotides. Its product is annotated as expressed methyltransferase-like protein. The record is from RefSeq and is a predicted model, not a curated record. NCBI's taxonomy places the organism in Eukaryota, Viridiplantae, Chlorophyta, Mamiellophyceae, Mamiellales, Bathycoccaceae. The transcript has a single exon. Bases 1 to 1128 code for a protein of 375 amino acids.